Molecule: messenger RNA, 6372 nt
Organism: Bradysia coprophila
Lineage: Eukaryota; Metazoa; Arthropoda; Insecta; Diptera; Sciaridae
Gene: chk
Product: chaski
Biological process (GO): transmembrane transport; monocarboxylic acid transport
Molecular function (GO): monocarboxylic acid transmembrane transporter activity
Source: RefSeq, a predicted model, not a curated record
GACGAACCUUUCAGUUUUUGUUCAACCGUUGCCAGAGCCAUUUGGUGCCAGUGAUUGUGCGUUGUAUUAGUGUGCAAAUUUUUAACAUACCACAACAGAUUGUGCCUUCUCUUCCAGUUACAAAUUUUAUUCGGAUCCGAAAGAAAUAUUAAAUUUUGGUUUUUGUUGCCCUUUUUUCGACUGUUCGCGGGCCGAAAAGUGAUGAUUUUCUAAUCAGAAAGGCGAAAAUUCGUUUACAAUUCGAUUUUUUGUUUUGUGUGUGCAAAUAGGAGUGGAACCAAUAUUCGAUCGUUUCUUUUGUUUAUAAACAAUAUUUCGUGGUUAUUAAUUUUCGAUUCUCUUCGGUAGAAAUUAUUCGAUUUAUGAUAUAUAUGUCCGUACAGUCUCAGAGUGCAUUUCACACUGCUUAACGUACUUUCAUCAAGUGAACGAAGAAAAAAAUCAAACUGUGGAAAAUUCCAUUGGCUCGUGAGCUUAGUGUUCUUUUUAUAAUCGAUUUUUCUGGAUAUUUUGUCGCUUUUUUUUCGUAUUGCAUAGACGUAUAUACGUUCUGUAACAUUUAGUGUUGUCGAUUUUUCGAUCGAUCGAUUUCUUUGUCUUGUCGCAUUGUCAAUUAAUCGUCGUCGGCGACAAUCAUCAGGUGUAAACGCCCUGGCAAGAAUCUUAAUCCAACUUUUCAUUCAUCGGAGCAACGAAACAAAACAAAAGCAAUACACAUAGUGCAGAAGACAGCCUAUCAGCUUCACUGAACGUUUUCCAGUAAUAAUUUUCAGUUUCGCUGAUAUCGUAAUAGUUUUACGUAACAAAUGUGCUAUCGCCGGUUUAAUAAUUAAGCAACAAAAAACACGGCGAAACAACCAUUUGCGGAACAUUUAACUUUAAAAUCGAAAUUGAAGUGAAUAAGAGACAAUUCAUAGAGACAGCGCAAUACGAACUCCAUUCAAAAUGUGCUUUGACGGAGGAUUCUGACAUGCCUUAUUAGGCGGAAAGUGAUUUUUAUUUUGUUUUCAUGAAUCCAUAGUGAAGAAGGACUGACGAAGCAGAAGAAGAGGAAAGAGAUUGCGAAAGAUUUUUUUUGGAACAUCCAAGCUAGUUAAACAGUGAAUUGUCUGUCGGAAAUAAGUAGUACAACCAAAAAAACAACCAAUAGCGAUAUAAGGUGGUGCAUUACCGAAAAUAAAACAAAAAGCUUGGUGACGCCGCGAGCACUAAAGCGCCGGUCAUUAAUGCAUACAAUCAGGAACAAUUGUAUUUAUGAAUUUGUAAAACUUUGUCUACGGUAUACGGCUAGAGAUCCGCGACUAAGAUCUGACGUAUGGUCUGAAAAUAGUCGUAAUAAUUGUGGUGAAUUAACGGGAGGUCACAUCAGAAGUAUUUUUAAAUCGAUUUUCUUGGCUAAUGCACAACGUAAACCAAUACAAACUGGAUCGCUCGGUUUGUGUGUUAUUGUAAGCCAAGAACAGCAGCAAGAACAACCACAACAACAACAACAACAAGAACAUCAGCGCCGAUUGAAGGACAUUGUUCAGAUUGAUCGUCUCUACAAUCAGAAGGAAUUGAGUUUUAAUUGAGCGGAAACUUAGCGAAAUGAUUUUUUGAUUAAAAAAAAUAUUUUUUUGUUUUCGUUUGAUUCAACAGAAAUUAUAAAAUUCAAUUCAAAAUCAUACACGGAGAGAAAAAGCAUCUAGGAUAUCCGCCGCACCUAAAAUAAAUAAAAUUUCGUGUGGUUGUUUUGGUUUGGUUUUCUUAAAUUAUAAUGCGGAUAUGAUGAUGAUGAUGAUGUGCAUACGUGUUUGAGAAAAGUAAAUUAGGAAGAAAAGUUCGAGAGUUUUUUUUUGUGUGUGUGGAUUGGCGCUAAUUUCAAUUUCCGUCCAUGAUCAUUGGCCUAGCGAAAAUAUUGUUAUCGGAAAAUACGAAAGCCGUAUUUACACUGAGUGCAUACAUUUAUGGCAAAUACUAUACAGCAAAGUGGUCAUCGGUAUUGUAACAGCCAGAAACCGGAAGAUCUUCCGGGUGAUAAGUAGGUCAAUUGGAGGAGUGGGUGCCGAUCGUAUAUCAUACUGAUUUUGGCGUCUCGUUGGAACACUGUAAACUGAAACGUUCAACGUAAUAGAAUCGACAAGACAAAGUAAAAAGGAAAUUUAACAAAUUGAAGAUGGAAGUCAGUGACAAAAGGAACGAUGAUGAUGACCCUCCCGUUAAUGUGACGUACCACAACAACAAUAACAACGACAAAAUGACAAUCAAAAACAAUCUCCUCUGUCCCAAUGAGGUCACCUUUUGCGAUCUGUCCGAUGGUGACAGUAGCAUUGGUAGUGUUUCCGGAACACACAAGCAACGGCGCCGUCGAAUCACUUCAACUGACACCGAUGUUGACUCGAUUAUGUCGUCUGUGCAACAUAAAAACAAACCGCCACCGAAAAUCCCGGAUGGUGGAUACGGUUGGGUGGUCGUCUUCGCAUCCGUUAUAGUGUCAUUGAUAGCGGAUGGAAUUUCAUUUUCGUUCGGCCUGUUGUACACCGAAUUUUUGAUUUAUUUCGGUGAAUCUUCGUCGAAGACAUCGUGGAUUGGAUCGAUAUUUUUGGCAGUGCCUCUGCUGUCCGGACCGAUAAUGUCGAAUUUGGUCGAUAAGUAUGGAUGCCGAAAGAUGACAAUCAUUGGCGGCGUUUUAUCCGGUAUUGGAUUCGUACUGGCCUCAAUCAGCACAUCGAUUGAAAUGCUUUACUGGACGUUCGGUUUUAUUGGUGGCCUUGGGCUUGGUAUUGGAUAUGUUACGGCCGUUGUUUCGAUUGCCUUUUGGUUUGAUAAGAAACGAACGUUUGCGACUGGAAUCGGCGCAUCCGGAACUGGUAUUGGAACGUUCCUGUAUGCCCCGUUUACUCAAUGGCUAAUCGAAACACUUGGAUGGCGUGGAGCGUGUUUAAUAUUAGCUGGGACGCUGUUCAAUAUUUGUGUUUGUGGUUCACUGAUGCGUGAUCCGGAUUGGAUGAUUGAAUCGAAUCGUUUGGAUAGCCGAUCACAGAGUAUGCAAACAUUCUCGAAUUCCAGCGUUUGUUUGGAUGAAAUAAAGAAAAUGUUGGACUCUGGCACUGCCAAAGAGACGGUGCUAGACACACUGGUUACUAAUUACAACACCGAAGCCAAUCAACAAAUUCCGGACCCCGAUGAGCAUUUGACGAAAAAGUAUCGAAGUGAGCUACUUCUUCCUACCUACUUGGGAGCUCCCGAUUUCGAUGCCAGCGGUGCUCCACAGUACGGCAGCCGUCGAUCACUUCGGAAAAAACCGGAGGAAUUGAUAACGUCGCGGAAUGACAUGUUGGCCGUUGCAAUACCAAUUCCACAGGUCAAUUCAACGAAACGCAAUCUGGCCAGCACCGAAACACUGAACGCUUCGGAGAAGAUUUCAUUCAAUGAAAAUGGACAUUUUGCUGAUCGAUUGAGUCUGAACAUGUCUGAGCCUGGCGAUCACGAAUUUGAUCAUCUCAAUAGUAACAUCAAUACCAGCCGGUUGUCGCUGCAGUUAGAAUCACCCGUCCACAAAACCGAUGACAUGCGUAACAGUUUUCGUGGCAAUUCUUUGGACAUUUUAUACGAAAAACCGACGGAAAAAUCGACUACCCAGUCGCAGCAACUGCAUGACAUCACCAUACCAAUUCCAUCGAAAAGAGACCAUUACAAAGCCAAUAAACGUGCCCAUCCGUUGCAGAAUGGAGAUUUGAAACGGAACACCCAUCUACGCUAUUCCAACUAUUUCCGAAACAUGCGAAUCCAUCGGAAUUCGAUUCAUUACCGAGGAGCUAUGCUCAACACACAUCGGUACAGGCUGAGAGCGUCGUCUUGUCCGAACAUUUAUCGGAAUUCAAUGACAACAUUAGCUUGUGAAGCGGAAGAGAAAUGGUACGACAGUUUCGUCGACAUCGUAAAAUCCAUUUUCGAUUUUUCUCUGUUUUUGGAUCCGAAAUUUGCAUACUUUAGCGUUUCAACCUUGCUGCUGUUUACUUGGUUCAUCGUUCCAUACUUUUAUCUGCCGGAAUAUAUGCUGAAGUAUGGCUACACGGAGGAGGAUGCGGCUAAUCUUAUAUCGGUGAUUGGUGUGUUCAAUACCAUUGGCAUGAUUUUCCUCGGCUGGACCGGCGAUCAACCGUGGUUAAACAUUCCAAAAACAUACGCCGUGUGUUUAGUCGUGUGUGGAGUUUCCGUCGGCCUGAUGCCAGUGUUCGUAGAGAAUUCUAUUCUCAUGAUCGCGCUGGCAAUUUUAUUCGGUAUCACGUUUGCGAGCUCAUUUUCGUUUACGCCGAUCAUUCUGGUCCGAUUGGUCAAUUUAGAUGAUUUUACGUGCGCCUAUGGACUGGUUCUGUUGGUACAAGGUGUUGGAAACUUGGUGGGUCCACCAAUAGCCGGCCUAUGUUUUGAAUUAAGUGGAAUAUGGGACUAUGCUUUCUAUGCUGGCGGAUUUUUCAUAUCACUAUCUGGAGUAUUUGUCUUCAUCACCGGCAUUCUGGAAGAUCGGGACGAAGAGAGCGACGAUAGUAUCGACGAUGAAAAUUUUAGCAGUGAUAAUGAAAAGUGAUUUUGUUUUAGUUAAUAUACACAAUCCAUUGGUUAGGUAGGAAAAGAUAGGCAAAAAGGAAAGAAAUUUUUUGUAGAGCAAAAAUGUUUAAUUAAAGGAAAAAUUUUACCUUUAGAUUGGACAUGGACAUUAAUUCAGAUAAAAAUUUAUAGAAAAUUUUCUGUAAAAUGUAGAACUCCGGCGGCCAAGUCAUUUUAAUUUUUACCUUUCAGAAAUGACAAGGAGAUACGAUCCUUGACUAAAAUAGUGAAUCUUUUGUUAAAACAGGUGAAUUAGAAAAUUUUGUAUCCAACGUCAAGCGAUACUUCAAAAAAAAGCAACAAAUUUAAUGAAUCUAUCGCGAUACGCCUGUUGUUUCUGAAAAGUUGUGGAAUUUGGUUUGAAUUUGGAUUUUAUUUUGAUGAACGGUGUCCGGUAAGUGAUUACAAUUCAUUAAUAAAAUAGACGCGUGAUUCGCAACACUAAUCACUUGUGGCACUGAGACCGUUCAAUAUUUUAGUGGUAACGUCUGUCAUCAUCCGACACAUUUUUUAUUUAUUCCAUUUUUGUCGAACAUCAGUUGUGUAGGGUGAGUGUACCGAUAUUGGGACAAGAAUGAGUCUCAGACACUUAUUCUUCUCUCAUUCAUAUAAAAAACAGUUUAUGGAUGGAAGAACAAUCGGUAUAGGAGGACUGAUUCCUGUCCGAAGAUUGGUACGCUUACCCCAAUCAUUUCAUUUAUUUUUACACGGUAAAACGAAACAUAUACUUCCACAACAAAGCGAUGGGAUAAGUAUAUGACGGUAAAACGGCGGUGAAAUUCAGCCAUUCAGGCCGGAACCGUCUCACUCAUCUCUUUGAAUCGUUUUCAAAAAAAAUUCUUUGUUCAUAGUCGUGGAUGUACAAUCUCUCGCAAUUAUAUAAUUAGGGUUUCAUGGGAUUUUCCUUCUAAUUUGAAGGGGGACAAUCCUACCACACAAAAUAGUGAAGUAAUUGAAUGUAAGACGAAAGGAACAAAGAAAUUAUUCGGUUUUUAGGUUGGAAACGUUUGUUGAGUAGAUUUUAGAUAAAACAAAUUUUGGGACGAAAUUUUUCUUUGAAAAUGUUUUUUUGGUUCCAAACAGAGACAGAGUUUUGCGAUUUAGUAGGAAGACGCGGGGCCUAUUAUUGGGAAUUUUAUUUAUGAAAAUUCGGAAAAGUUCCGAAUAAUUCUGAAAACGUUCCGCAAUCUUUUCGGAAUUUUUCCAAAUUUUCAAAAUUAAAGUUCCCAAUAAUACAACCUGUGGUAGUGUCAUAUGACGAAAAAGAUGUCCGAGAAUUCUGAGCGUCUUCCAAUUUAUUGGUGUCACCUUCAGAUACCUUACAUCAUUUUCGAUGGAAAUGAAAAUCGAAAUCUUCCCUCUCGCUCACAACUUUCUCUCCGUUUGCAGUUUAAUUUCAGUUUUUUGGAAUGGAAAACGACGAAAGAAAAAAAAAAACUAAAAAAUUUUGUCUGUGUACUACAGGGUUCUAUAGACGUAAUUGUAUCUUAGGCGAAGGAUUUUUCGUUUUUAGAUUAAUUUUUUUGUGCUAAUUUUUCUCUUAACUGUAAAAAGUGUACUUAUGACCCUUGUACUUAAUCUCUAGAUGGUAAAACUUUUAACGAUUUUCAACAUUUUACUAAUUUUGUUCAUUGAUUUAUAUACUAAAAAAAAACCACUGAAGUGUGUAUAAAUGCACAUUACGAUGUGCACGUCGAUACUUAAUAUUAAUUUAGGAAAUUAGAGAGAGGACACACAAUUAUUAUUACUAUGCAAAAUAUAUUUAAAAAGUUAAAACAAAAA